Molecule: messenger RNA, 1230 nt
Organism: Necator americanus (New World hookworm)
Lineage: Eukaryota; Metazoa; Nematoda; Chromadorea; Rhabditida; Ancylostomatidae
Exons: 7
Coding region: 1-1230 (409 amino acids)
Source: RefSeq, a predicted model, not a curated record
AUGUUAUACGAAGAAAUGAAGAAGGAAGAGGUGGAGGACGUGAUAGCAAUGGAAAAUCUAGCUUGGAGAGCAUAUUUUGGUGUGGAUCACGAAGAAAUAGUAGACGUUUGUGAAUUCGACAUCACCGAUAUGGGUGGCCAUAAGGAUGACGUUGGCGUUGUUCCAGCUCUAAAAUCCGUUGAACAACCGUCUAAGGUGAAACGAGGUGCAUCCUCGCCGAUUCGGGAUGUUGUUGUUAACGUUGAUGGCGUACCAAUUCCUUGGCUAGAUGAAUAUCAUCAUUUCUGCUCAUAUCUUUCGGAUGUAGUAGAAACUGGUAAAUCCUUGGUACCUUGGAAAAAUGUACAAUCAGCUUUUAUGAAAUUUCUAAAGAGAAGGAUUAACGUUCUGGAGAAACACUACAAGUUCUGCUGCAAUAAUAUCGACAAGGCGAAGAAUGUCUCCAACGAAAAAAUCAAGGAUUCAGAGAUUAAACGAAUCUUUCGCUUUGUUUUAUACAAAUUCUUGACGUUUGAAAAUUUUCCAUGUACAUUCGACAAAAUAUGUGAAGUACUUGUUUCACCACCUUAUUGUUGCGAUGACAUGGCAAAAUUCAUGGGUUUGUUGGAGGAUUUUGUCAACGUGAAGGACACCAUCCCUUCAUUUUACUCUCCAGAUCCAAUUUUAAAUUCUAAGGAGGAAAAAGAUUAUGGAGUUGGCCCAAUGCGUUUUCUGCGCAUAGAUGACAAGGAUGUAGAUCGUGAAAGUUCUGGAAAUGUCGUCUCCAACACCUCAGUGAAUCAUUCCAGUACUACGAUCCACAAUCCUGAAGCGAAAACAAAAACACGAUCUCGUCAUAGAACAAAACGAAAGCGUAAAUGGAGAUAUAGUGAGGUUGUGGAGAAGAGGUCAGAAGAUGUUAUCAGAGAAGAGGAAAAUGAUGAUGGAUACAGUGUUCAUCCACGGAAUUACAAUGAGGGAAUGAUGGAAUUGGACAGCGAUUCUGAAAACACAUUUGACCGACCAAAGGAGGGAUCUAAGCUACGCGAGAGUUCCAGGGUCCGUCAGCAGGAUAUUGACGUUUUUGAAGAGAAAUUCGACAAGACCCUCAAUAUCAGGGAAGAAAUUGAGAAUAUGGAGAGUCCCAUCGAUAUUAAAGACUAUGAAGCUGAGAUGGAGGACGAUUCGACUGGUUCAUACUUGGCGGACAUAUCGAACCUCAGUGAAAUGAACGAUGAGGAUAUGAUGUAG